AUGGCCGCCACCCCGCAUCCGCUCUCGGCCCUUUCCGCCGACGAGGUCCGGCAGGCUCGCGACAUCAUCCUCAAGCUGCACCCGGGCGCCGUCCUCGACUUUCGCGUCAUAUACCUGCUCGAGCCCCCCAAGGCCGACGUCGUCCGCUUCCUCGACGCCGAGCAUGCCGGCACCCUGACCGCCGACACCCCGCGUCCCCCGCGCCUCGCCCAGCUCAACUACGACGUCAUUGGCGGCGAUGCGGCCACCCAGUACCACGAGUCCGUCGUGGACCUCGUCGCCGGCAAGCGCACCGUGAACCAAAUGAUUGACAGCAAGUACCACGCCAGCCUGGGCAUCUUCGAGUUUGACAAGGUCGUCAAGUGCGUGCAGGAAUCCCCCGAGUUCAAGGAAAAGCUCAAGUCCGUUACCCUUCCCGAGGGCUUCGAGCUUGUCGUCGAACCCUGGCCCUAUGGCGGCCCCGACGACACCGAUGGCCAGUCGCGCCUCUUCCAGGCCCUCUGCUUCGGCCGUGACACCCGCAGCGGCAACCCCGACGCCAACUUUUACGCCUACCCGCUGCCGUUUAUCCCCAUCGUCGACGCCCGCACCGGCACGCUCGUCCGCAUCGACCAGCCCGCCACCGGCUGCGCCGAGGACGGCCUCGUCGGCGUCACCAACAAGGUCGGCGUCUUGGACCACUGCCGCCCCGCCGAGUACGUCCCCGAGCUGCUCCCUGGCGGCGUCCGCAAGGACGUCAAACCUCUCACCGUUCUGCAGCCCGAGGGCCCGAGCUUUGCCAUUACGGACGACAACCUCGUGGAGUGGCAAAAAUGGCGCUUUCGUGUCACCUUUAACCCGCGUGAGGGCGCCGUGCUUCACGAUGUUCGCUACGACGGCCGCAGUGUCAUGUACAGAAUCAGCAUGAGUGACAUGACUGUCCCGUAUGCCGAUCCCAGACCGCCGUUUCAUCGCAAGCAGGCAUUCGACUUUGGCGAUGGCGGCCUCGGCAACUGUGUCAACAACCUCACUCUCGGCUGCGAUUGUCUCGGCGUCAUCAAGUACUUUGACGGUCUGCUCACUAAUCCCGAUGGCACCCCGGUUCCCUCUAAAAAUGUCGUCUGCUUGCACGAGCAGGACAACGGCAUCAACUGGAAGCACACCAACUGGCGCACCGGCCGCGCCGUCGUCACGCGCCGCCGCGAGCUCGUGGUGCAGUACAUCCUUACCCUCGCCAACUACGAGUACGUAUUUGCCUUUAUCCUCGACCAGGCCGCCGGCAUCACCCUCGAGGCCCGCGCCACCGGCAUCGUCUCCGUCGUCAACAUGGACGAGGGCAAGACGGCGCCCUGGGGCAACAUUGUCAAUCCGGGCACCAUUGCCCAGAACCACCAGCACAUCUUUUGCCUGCGCCUUGACCCUGCUCUCGACGGCCACGCAAACACCCUGGUGCAGGAAGAGAGCCUGCCCGCCGCCGUCGACGCCGCCACCAACCCCAACGGCAAUUUUUACCACGUGAAGUCGACCGUCAUCAAGGAGUCGGCAGGCCUCGACCUCGCGCCCUUUGACAACCGCGUCUUCAAGAUCCAGAACCGCGCCAAGAAGAAUCCCGUCAGCGGCAAGCCCGUCGGCUACAAGAUUGCCGGCCCGCCCACCCAGCUACUGCUCGCCGCCCCCGGCAGCAUUCAGUCUAACCGCGCCCACUUUGCCCGCCACCACCUCUGGGUCACCAAGCACAGGGACGACGAGCUCUACGCUGGUGGACGCUGGACCCUGCUGAGCCGUAACGAGGUUGGUGGCGUGCGUGACGCUGCCGACCGUAAAGACAAUGUCGAGGACGAGGACAUUGUCAUCUGGAGCGUCUUUGGUCUAACCCACAACCCGCGUGUCGAAGACUGGCCCGUCAUGCCCGUGGAAAUCAUUCAAGUACACAUUACCCCGUCCGACUUCUACACCGGCAACCCGGCCCUGGAUGUACCGUCUAGCGCAGACACUGGAUCGAAGCUGACUGAGGGUUCGUCCUGCUGCACCGCAAACGGAGGAGCUAAUGGUACCAACGGCGCGAAUGGCGCCAACGGCACGAAUGGGGCAAAUGGGCAUUAA
This is a messenger RNA of Beauveria bassiana ARSEF 2860, 2082 nucleotides long. RefSeq names its product copper amine oxidase. The coding region runs from base 1 to 2082 and encodes 693 amino acids. Gene Ontology annotation, molecular function: quinone binding; primary methylamine oxidase activity; copper ion binding. The transcript is spliced from 5 exons. Gene Ontology annotation, biological process: amine metabolic process. NCBI's taxonomy places the organism in Eukaryota, Fungi, Ascomycota, Sordariomycetes, Hypocreales, Cordycipitaceae. The record is from RefSeq and is a predicted model, not a curated record.